CACUGGACUAGCUUCACUCACCAAUCGCCUGUACAGACUGCCCUCGUCCUGCUGCAGGUUUUUGGUGUUUCUGCUAUCUAUAUAUACAUAUAUAUAUAUAUAUAUAUAUAUAUUGGUGGACGAAAUGAACAUCAUAAGACCAUGUCUGCGCUUCUCGGGAACGAGUAUUUUAUGUCGGAGCAAUGCUGCAGCAUCCAGUUUCUGUAAACUGCGUUAUAUCAGCUCCCUGGUCUCCUCAUGGCUGGGUGGUGAGCAAAGAACACUAAUCUCUAAGACAAAGGGAAACGAGGUCUUUCAGUCACCACCCUGGCAUUACCAGCAGGUCCGCACUGGGAAAAGAGGCACCGAGUAUCAGCCGAACAACAUCAAGCGAAAGAGGACUCAUGGUUGGAUUAAAAGGAUCAGCACACAGGGUGGCAUCGAGGUGAUUCUGCGUAGAAUGCUUAAAGGAAGAAAAUCACUGACACACUGAGGCACAUUGAGACUCAAGCUGAUGAAAUGGAGUGGUGUAGUUUUGAGAGAAUCACCAUUUGUUGUCUGCAAGUUGAUCUAAAUAAAGAGCUCUGUAAGAAAA
Hemibagrus wyckioides is the source of this 574-nucleotide messenger RNA. It is a transcript of the gene mrpl34, whose product is annotated as mitochondrial ribosomal protein L34. Gene Ontology annotation, molecular function: structural constituent of ribosome. The transcript is spliced from 2 exons. Gene Ontology annotation, biological process: translation. Gene Ontology annotation, cellular component: ribosome; mitochondrial large ribosomal subunit. NCBI's taxonomy places the organism in Eukaryota, Metazoa, Chordata, Actinopteri, Siluriformes, Bagridae. The record is from RefSeq and is a predicted model, not a curated record. Bases 125 to 472 code for a protein of 115 amino acids.